AUGUCGUACAAUGUUUUUAAAUUACACUCAGAUCAAGAUGUUCACGAAAUAGAAGAUGAUCAAAAUCCAGCCAAUAAAACCGUUUAUUUUACAUAUAUAAUAAACGAGGUCAAAUUUUAUGAUAAAGCAGUUGUGGAGUAUGAUCUUGGUUAUGAUAUGCCAAAAGAAUAUGUUAUUGCUGAUUUUGGUUGUGGUGAUGCUAAGCUUUGUGAACCAGUUGAACAAAAAGUUCACUCACUUGAUUUAGUUGCUGUCAAUGAUAAAGUCACAGCUUGUGAUAUGGCACAUACAUCCCUGCUAACUAUCAGUGUUAAUGUUGUUGUAUUUUGUUUGUCAUUCAUAGGAAAAAAUUUAGCAGAUUAUCUUUUAGAAGCGAAAUGUGUUUUAAAACAAGAUGGGAUAUUAAAAAUUGCUGAUGUUGUAAGUCGCUUUGAAAAUAUUAAAGAAUUUGUAAAGUCAUUAGACAAAUAUGGCUUUCAAAAUACAUAUCAAGAUUUGUCAAAUAAUUUAUUUUAUUUUAUGGACUUUAAAAAAAUUGAAGAUGUCAAUAGAAGAAAUAAAAAUCUUCCACAAAUUUAUUUAAAAACAUGCUUAUACAAAAGAAGAUAA
Messenger RNA from Aphidius gifuensis, 609 nucleotides. Its product is annotated as ribosomal RNA-processing protein 8-like. Gene Ontology annotation, biological process: rDNA heterochromatin formation; regulation of transcription by glucose; cellular response to glucose starvation. Gene Ontology annotation, cellular component: nucleolus; chromatin silencing complex; rDNA heterochromatin. Gene Ontology annotation, molecular function: methyltransferase activity. The transcript has 3 exons. The record is from RefSeq and is a predicted model, not a curated record. Lineage: Eukaryota; Metazoa; Arthropoda; Insecta; Hymenoptera; Braconidae. Bases 1 to 609 code for a protein of 202 amino acids.